GGCUCAGUGGAUUAGUCUUGGGGGGAGUGAUUGAAUGAACGCCGACGCUGACUCGCCACGUAACUCAUUGGAGUUGCGGCAGGAAGACCUUCCGAGUGGAGGGACUAUGGCGGAUGCCUUAUUGGAGAGGGAGAGAGAGUUCAAGCCUUUCGUAAGAUUCUAUGAUACGGCCACGUACAACGCGGUAAUUAGGGCGACAGUGAGUACGCAGACUGAUGAUGAGGGGACAGAAGAUAGGGAUACUGAUGGAUGGUUUAAUGGUGUUCCUCAAAGCCCUGUACGCCAGCCAAAGCGCCGGAGGUAUACUCCUCCUGUAGAGGCAUCUGAGGCGGUUGUCGCUUCCCCUCAGCAGCCUGAUGCCGAGGCAAGCACCAAUGAUGAGGAUGGUGAAGUGACGGUGUCACAACGAGAAGUGGCAGCUCAUGAGUACACAGAUGUUCUCGAGGAGGAGCUCAUCAUUGACGAGGCCGACCUGGUACCAGAAGACUCGACAGAGGAGUUCAUAGUGGUGCAGGAUGAUAUGGGGCGUGAUCGGCGAGUUCGUCCUGAUUCCGAGACUUAUAAACGAUAUCGUCGUAUAUCAGCCACACGGAGAGCUAAUGAGCAGGUCGCCGCCGAUUCGGAAGAGCAGUCGGCAGUGGUCACUACGGUUGUGGAGUCGCCACAGGAGAAGGGUGAGGAUCGGCCGGAAGCUCGACAGGCGGAGGCGGGUAGAGGCGUCAUAGCAUAUGAUGACCUUUGAGUUCUGAUGC
Perkinsus marinus ATCC 50983 is the source of this 752-nucleotide messenger RNA. RefSeq lists its product as hypothetical. The coding region runs from base 35 to 742 and encodes 235 amino acids. The transcript is spliced from 6 exons. The record is from RefSeq and is a predicted model, not a curated record. Lineage: Eukaryota; Perkinsozoa; Perkinsida; Perkinsidae.